AUGGAAGAGGAUCACGAUCCGAUUCGGCUUCCAAGAAACCGCAAGUGCCCUUCACCUGAACUAACGAACUACGCCAACAACAACAAUAAAACCUCAAAAGAGCUAAAGAGGCUUGCCUCAUCUAAGAACAAAUUUAAUAGAAAAAUGAAGAAUUCCAAUGAUCGGUAG
This is a messenger RNA of Sphenostylis stenocarpa, 168 nucleotides long. The record is from the annotation of a GenBank genome assembly. NCBI's taxonomy places the organism in Eukaryota, Viridiplantae, Streptophyta, Magnoliopsida, Fabales, Fabaceae.